GCAGCCAUAUCUGCCCCGCCUCGCCGUGACGCGCGGCGUCAGAUGACGGUGGAGUCGCAGGUCGGCAUUAAGGUUGUUUGCCGUCGCUGUGUUGAGCCGCCGCCAUGCCCUCGGAGAAGAGCUUCAAGCAGCGCCGCACCUUCGAGCAAAGAGUGGAAGAUGUACUGCUGAUUCGAGAGCAGCACCCAACUAAAAUACCAGUGAUCAUUGAAAGAUACAAGGGAGAGAAGCAGCUUCCAGUUUUGGAUAAGACCAAGUUCCUGGUGCCAGAUCAUGUCAACAUGAGUGAGCUAAUCAAAAUUAUCAGGCGACGCCUGCAGCUGAACUCCAACCAGGCGUUCUUCCUCCUGGUGAAUGGACACAGCAUGGUGAGUGUUUCCACACCCAUAUCCGAGGUGUACGAGAGCGAGAAGGAUGAGGAUGGGUUCCUGUACAUGGUGUAUGCCUCUCAGGAGACUUUUGGAGUGUAGUCUUCCAUCUGUGACAUGCAAGUGGCUUCUAGCCUAGCAUUCUGAUUUGCCCUUGGCUUUCACCCCCAUUCUUCCCCACACACCCCCCAGGAAAAGAAACAUAUGUCACCUAUGCUCUCAGUACCUUAGCAUAAUCUUGCUUUAGCAGGUGUCUCAUCUUACUUUACUUUUUUUGUGACUAUUAAACAGUACAGACGAGCACCUCCAGCUUUGAAACCUGCUGUAAUAUUCCACACAGGCACAUUUCCAUUUCUGGACUUUAUGAAUGGAACCCGAUUGUGCAUGUGACCAUUGCAAAUAAAGGGACACUUGAUUAACUUUUAACAAGCAAACAGGCACCAGGGAGUACCUAAAGUGUUUUGUGACAGUUUUCUAGAAAAUCUACCCGAUUCCUUAAAGCUUUCUUUUUUUAAAUAAUGGGAAGGCUUCUUAUGAGAGCAAAUAUGUUUUAAUGUUCCAAAGUGGAGCUUUGUAUUCUGCAGCUCGAUCAGACUCAUGUCAGUGCUGCAGUGAUUUAAGGCAAGCGCUUGAAGUGAGCUGGGGGAGUCCAGCUCUUUUUGUCUCUGUUUUUUGUGGCACCUCAAAUGUAGGAAUGGUGCCAGUUUCUGAAAUACUCAUACCAAACACCACAGCUUUUUUGUAGUUUUAGGAAGUGUUUAACUGUAAAAUACACACCUGGACAGGUAACAUUGAAAUAAACUCCAGUCUGUUAUGAAUUUCCAAUUCCUGUGUGUUCAGUGAAACACUGUUCAUAUGAGCUUGCUUCCUAAAGACUCCCCCCCCCCCCCCCCCAGCCUGAAGGUUUGACCGUUCCCUUGCUCAGAAAAGCCUGCCAGGAGGAGUUAGUGGAGGGACCUGCCAGCACCACUGGGGCUGCUGGGAUGUGUGUGGCUGGCCAUGGAGCAGGCCCGUGCUGGCUGACACAUGAGCAGCACCUGUCCUCGCUCCUUCUGUUGGCAGGGCUGGCAUGUUCAAGCCCUCCAAUGGCUUUGUUGUACCCCUCCUGUUCUACCUAGUGCUGGACUUGGAACUGCCACUGGAAUUACCAGCCCAUGCAGCUUAACCAGUCUGGCACUUGUUUUGGGUCAUGGAGAACGGCUUUCGGAAGCAGCUCAGCCCCAGGAGCUGCUGUCCAGAGAUGAGCAAAUAAUUUUUGCUGUCACUGAUGUUUCCUGCCACUUGCAUGGGGUUGGGAAGAUCCUGGUAUUAGGCCUGUCCUGAGCAGAGAAAUGGUAUGGUGUAGGACCUGUUUCUCCUCUAGAGUUGCUGUCAAGUGAAGCAUAUCAGGAUGAGAUUACUCAUAUAUAUUAUGUGUCUGUGAACUAACUGCAUCUUUUACUGGACACUAAUUUACUAUAAUGGGGGGAAAAGAAGCAAUACUACUACUGCGCCUCAGCACUCUAGCUCAGCAAGGUGUACACUUUGUACUACCUACACAUCUCUGCAUGCAUCACCUUCACAAGGCUGACUGACUUGGGAUUUUUUUUAUUGUUUUGUGUUUGUACUCUAAUGUAAACUUUUAAAUGCAGCUUCUUCUAUAUUUAGUUUUGUGUAAGAAAUUGUUUAACUCAUAACUGACAACCAUACUUGUAAUUACAUGAUUGAUACUCCUGUACAAACUGUUUUUUUAAACUUAAUACAGUGCCAAUACAGAUUGAUUACAUCCCAA
Messenger RNA from Melopsittacus undulatus (budgerigar), 2139 nucleotides. RefSeq names its product microtubule-associated proteins 1A/1B light chain 3B. The transcript has 4 exons. Lineage: Eukaryota; Metazoa; Chordata; Aves; Psittaciformes; Psittaculidae. Gene Ontology annotation, cellular component: autophagosome; cytosol; autophagosome membrane. Gene Ontology annotation, molecular function: microtubule binding; ubiquitin protein ligase binding. The record is from RefSeq and is a predicted model, not a curated record. Bases 105 to 470 code for a protein of 121 amino acids. Gene Ontology annotation, biological process: autophagy of mitochondrion; cellular response to nitrogen starvation; macroautophagy.